Anopheles coluzzii is the source of this 2216-nucleotide messenger RNA. It is a transcript of the gene kappaB-Ras, whose product is annotated as NF-kappa-B inhibitor-interacting Ras-like protein. The coding region runs from base 303 to 1001 and encodes 232 amino acids. Gene Ontology annotation, molecular function: GTP binding; GTPase activity. Gene Ontology annotation, biological process: canonical NF-kappaB signal transduction. Lineage: Eukaryota; Metazoa; Arthropoda; Insecta; Diptera; Culicidae. The transcript is spliced from 3 exons. The record is from RefSeq and is a predicted model, not a curated record.
ACAGCUCGAUGUCAUCGCCCCCAGUUCUGAAGCGUAAACAAUCCCGUUGUUUGUGCUGCGGAUUCACACGAUAACUUACCCUUCGUCGCAGGCGCUUCGCUUUCGCUUCGCAUUUGUGCACAAAGGGGGUCGUCCGGUGACUUCUGCAAACGGGGCACAGCUAUGAGAAGAAGCAAUUAGACCCCUCAACGGUUAGCAAACGGUAGUGCAUUUCUCACCUGAAAAGAGUGUACGUGUGUGUGUGUGUGUGUUGCUGAUAAUAGCCGCACGGGUACAUGGGCAACCGCGGAUAAGGCACGGAUAUGCUCACGUCGAAAAUUACAAAAAUUGGCAAAGUGGUACUAUGCGGCGGCAAGGGCGUUGGAAAGACGGCAAUGCUGGAGCAGCUCAUCUACGGCCACGUUACGAUCGAUUCGGAGCUGCACAGCACGAUCGAAGACACGUACGUGGCCAGCGUGGACACUGGGAAGGGCAGUAGGGACAUGCUGCGCAUUUACGACACGGCCGGGCUGCAGGGGAAUGUGCAGCUGCCCCGCCACUAUCUCCUGUUUGCCGACGCGUUCGUGCUGGUGUACGAUCCGAGCGAUCCGGCCAGCCUGGAUCUGCUGGCCGGUAUUAAAAGUGAUAUCGACAAGUACAAGGAUAAGAAGGAGAUGAUAAUUAUUGUGAUAGCCAACAUGCACUCACGGCAUCCGCGGUCGGCGGGCAACGGUGCGCCGACCGGUACCGUACCGCAGUCCCCCAACGGGAACCAGUACCACAGCACCAGCAACGGUAGCCAAAUCAGUAACAACGAUCUAAUUGAGUCCAAUCUCAACCGCGCCAACAAUUGGUGCGCCCGGGAGCGCAUCAAGCACUACACGGUGAACGCGAUGGAGCGGGCGUCGCUGUACGAACCGUUCAUCCAGCUGGCGAUACGCCUCUACCCGACGCAAACCAAAAGCUCCUUCCCCCAGCUUCGACAGCUCACGCAGAAAACGUCCAAGGUGGACAACAGCUAGUUGCAGCGCGCGAUUGCAGCAGCAGCGGAGAAGAGCUUUAUUUAUGUGUUAGUGCAGAUUACUAGUGGACGGCUGUUGCUGCUGCUGCUAAUUAGGGCUGUUGAGCAUAGUGAAACCAAAAAAACAAGCAAAACAUUCACUACUUAAUUGCCGUAUCGAAUAUGCAUACCUGUGUAUGGGUAUGACACCGUGAUGGCAGGAUGAAACGAGGAUCGUACGAUUGUAUUUAGUAAACCUUUAACUACUUAGCGGGAUUGGCAAUAUUCAUUGCAUUCUUUGUAGCAUUCGCAUUUUCUCUGCUGUCUCGUCAGCAGCUCUCAUAGUGAUGUGAUUCGCCUUUUAUAUUGUUUACUUUAAAAUUUAGAGUAAUAUUUUAUUUAUUCACUAUUUUCCUUCCUCAAUGCUUUUAUUUCUCCGCUCUUUGUGUUGAGAAUAGUGGCCGAAUGAAUGAGUUUUGGGUUUAUUUUGAUUUUUUUUUAAAUUACAAAUGAGCUGAAAUGUGAAGGCACUUAGUGUGAUUAAAUUCGCUUUUGCUUAAAAUGUUUUUUUUUUUAUCAAGUUAGACUUUUUUUAGCUUACAGAAAUAACAGGAAAUGAAGAAAUUGGUUAUUAAAAGUAUGUUAUUUGAGUGGAAGGUAUUUUACAGGGUUUCCCACGAUUCAUUGGUUGGUUUCCAUCAAUUUUUGGUGGGUUCCCAUGUUUUUUUGGUGCGUUACCACGAUUUUUUUGGUCGUUUCCCAGAAUCUGUUGGUCCAAUUGUAUUGAUAUCCAAUCGGAAAAUACCAAUAAAUUAUGGGAACGAACCAAAAAUCUAUGGGAUACGAUAAAAAAAUCUUGGGAACGCACCAAAAAAUCAUGGCAACUGAUCAAUGAAUCGCGGGAAACCCUGUAAACCUUUGGUGGGAUUUAUCUACGUCCUCCAUUGAUCCAUUUAUAUUUCAGCUUGUGUAGUAAAGAAAUAUUAACUUAAUUAAAUUCAUUCGACCACUAAUCCCGCAGCUUAAGAGCGGACGUAGCAGCGCAUGCUGCCAAAACUGCAAUUAUAUUUUACGUUUCUUUACAACAACAAAAAAGUAUCUGUGAGACACACUUUUCGUACUUAAGCCGGAAAAAAAACAAGUAAGAAUGCAAUCUGUAGCUGUAUAAGAAAACAAAACAAACUGAAUCGGGUACAUUAAAGUGUAAUAAAACCACAACUUUCAAUUAUAAUGCCAA